AUGUCCACACGAGGAGGGAUACGCAUCGGCACCCCUCCACAUUCGGGUAGCAGCCGAUACUCGCCCCUUCAUGAGGAGCCAGAGAUGGGAGAAUCUUCGCAUCCCGUCUCAGAAGUUACUUCUGCGCCUAUCGCGCCACCACCACCACAGGAUUUUGGGAACCCAAUCCCCGCUUAUGCUAGCGCGGCCGCAUUUAAUCCCUUUGAGCCGACUUUUCCCCCAGCUUUUGGAUACUUAUCGCAUGGAUACCAGCAGCCGCAGCCUCCUCAACCACCGCAGUAUCCGCCACCGCCACAGGCGCCGAUGAUGUCGCCACCGCAAGUUCAAGAAAUCCUUCAGGGGAUAAACGAUGUGCGACGUGCAUUGCGACAUGAAAUGCGGGAAGAUCGCCGACAUAACCGCGGAAUGUUUAAGAAGAUGGUUGAUUUGAUCAAGGGGAAAGGCAAGAAGGAUUAUUAA
Helianthus annuus (common sunflower) is the source of this 459-nucleotide messenger RNA. Its product is annotated as extensin-like. Lineage: Eukaryota; Viridiplantae; Streptophyta; Magnoliopsida; Asterales; Asteraceae. The record is from RefSeq and is a predicted model, not a curated record. The coding region runs from base 1 to 459 and encodes 152 amino acids. The transcript has 2 exons.